UAGAACUCCCACGCUCAUUCACUACUGUUCAGAGAGUUGGAGACUUAUUGGAGUUGUUUACUUUAUUACAGGUCACUCAGGUGCAUGUUUGUAUGCCUAGGUCCCUAAGGUAUCCCACGUACUACUUGUACCUAAUUGAUUCGUGGUUGCACCUGCACCUCGUUGGCGCGCCCGUGACUUGAUCCAACCACAACCGAUUACCAAGUCCGUACGUGUCUCUGCACUUCUUCCUCCACCCAUCAACCCGUGGUUCCUCAACUCUGGUUUAUUACUGUCUCUAACUACCUAGUACAGCAGCUUCUCACUCCUGCUUGCAGCGUCCGAUCCUGGGAGACAGUACAGCUCAGUCUUCUGCAACAUUCCUCCUGCCGCACGCAAAGGUGCUGCCCCUCCAUUCAAGCGCGUGCCCCUGGUCGUGCAUCACCCCUCACCGCAAUCUGUUUAUCCCACUCAAGACGCGACGAAUCACUACAAGUUUCUUGGUGGCACAAGACCAGCCAACCGUUUCUCCUUGUACGCCUGAACGCUUCAAAACGCUCUUUUGCCAGCGUCGCCUGCCCCUCAUAUUACCCCUUCUGCGGUGUCUGUCCAGACUUGGGAUUAAGUCAAGAUGGGUGACAUUGAGGCAUCACGACGAAACAAGAAGCCUCGUCCAUUGCAUGAUUCUGAGAGAUCACGUCUCGACGAAUUCAUUGAUUCCAUCGGCUAUUCGGCAAGAUACUCUGACUCGGAGUACGAGUACAGACAUGUACAACUUCCCAAGGCUAUGCUAAAAGCCAUCCCGCGAGACUAUUUCGACGAGCAGAAAGGUACACUAAAGUUAUUGUGGGAGGAAGAAUGGAGAGCUCUUGGUAUUACCCAGAGUCUCGGCUGGGAGCACUACGAAGUUCACGAACCAGAACCGCAUAUUCUAUUGUUCAAACGUCCGAUCGGCUAUCAACCUCCGGCACAAUGAUUAGUGGUUGAUUGAUUUCAUGGUGAAUGUGUGUUGACUAGCGCAGCAUUGGGAACGGCGUUUUGCUUUUGUCCAAGGAAUCAAUGGGAGCCAUGGCCACUGCGGUCUGAGCGAGCGUGCUUGAUUACAAUCUUGGUAUGCCAUGACGGAUACAGACACCAGACAGUUCAGACAGUUCAGACGAUUUGGGCAAGAAAUUGUGUAUUGUUCCAAAUCAGCACAGAGAAGUUGACUCCCAAAUUAUACCACGACUCAGGAAGCGUCGGCCACGGUAUCGUUGGGUUAACCUGAUGCCAGCGCUGUCUUCUUGAGUCAUCUCUGCUCAUUUGAUGAUCCAUGUGCAUGUUGGGUGACGUUGUCAUUGUGGAGUAGAUGAAUCGGGGGCGAAGUUCGAUCUCGCUGGGAGGAUGUCUGUCUGCUCUCAAAGUUUGAUGCAAUUUGGUAGAUUAGGAGCUGUCGGUGAUGGCGGUGGUGGAGGUGGAAGCGAAGGAGAACGUGGUCCUUUGGAGGACGGCAUUGAUCAGUUGGAUUUCUUUUGAAAAAUAUCUGGGUAUCACUGUUGGCUUUCAAUCUGGGUACAGUGGACGUGGGAAUAUGGAGAAGUUGAGAAGAAUAUGCUGCGAGACAGGGUUUCUAAAAACAUGGCAUUACUCGUUGACGAGCUGAAAACGCCGGCCAUGAAAGGAGAAUGACAG
This is a messenger RNA of Exophiala mesophila, 1650 nucleotides long. Its product is annotated as cyclin-dependent kinase regulatory subunit 2, variant 1. The transcript has 4 exons. Gene Ontology annotation, biological process: regulation of mitotic cell cycle. Lineage: Eukaryota; Fungi; Ascomycota; Eurotiomycetes; Chaetothyriales; Herpotrichiellaceae. Gene Ontology annotation, molecular function: histone binding; cyclin-dependent protein serine/threonine kinase activator activity; ubiquitin binding. The record is from RefSeq and is a predicted model, not a curated record. Gene Ontology annotation, cellular component: cyclin-dependent protein kinase holoenzyme complex; SCF ubiquitin ligase complex. The coding region runs from base 611 to 955 and encodes 114 amino acids.